This is a messenger RNA of Leptosia nina, 2916 nucleotides long. The record is from the annotation of a GenBank genome assembly. NCBI's taxonomy places the organism in Eukaryota, Metazoa, Arthropoda, Insecta, Lepidoptera, Pieridae.
AUGUUAAGCGUGAUACGAACGGAUGUUACAAGUGUUAAGUUUUUCGGCAACUACAUACUAGCAGGUAUAGGGAGCUGGCUACAUGUGUUCUCCGAUAAUUCAAAUGUUUUAAAAGAUAAAGUGCAAGUCCUUACUGGUCAAAAAAUAUAUGGAAUUGUGCCACUGGAUAGUCUCGGCAAGAUAUUGGUCUUUGGUGGUAAACAACUUGAGCUUGUAGUUUAUGAUUCACUAAAAGAUGUUUUUACCUGCUCCUGCAAUCCAAUAGUUACUGAUGAUUGGAUUCAUUCAGUAAUUUGGAUAUCAAACAUUGAAGUUGCUGUGCUCACUGCUCAUAAUGUGGUUGAGGAAUGGAGUUUAGAAACUAGACUACUCCAAAAAAGGAAACUAUGUAAAGGUAACUCAAUAUUAUACUCAGGCUUACUUGUGCCACUUCAAGAUGGUCUAUUGGUAUUUAGCGGGACUGUGUUUUCUGAUAUUCUCAUAAGUUGUGCUGAAGAAGAACCUUUAUAUCAUCUAAAAGGACAUAAGGGUGUCAUAUUCUCUAUAAGUUGUCAACUAAAAAGCUCUACUAUAGUUUCAACAUCUGAUGACAGGUCUGUCAGAAUCUGGGGUGUUCAAUCAACAUCUACUGGUACUUAUAUUACUACAGAUUUUUGGAGAAAUUUAAAAAAUAUUAAUUGCUUACAUGAACUGUAUGGCCACGGUGCUAGAGUAAUGAGAAAUUGUAUUAUAAAUGAUUAUAUUAUAUCUGUUGGUGAGGAUUCAGGUAUAUGCUAUUGGGACCGCCACGGAAAUCUCUUAAGAAAGGUGAAAUCUCACACAAAUGCUUGUAUAUGGUCAGUAGAUGCUUCAGAUAACUACAUAGUAACAGGAGGAGGUGAUGGAGCAGUUAUCCUUCAUCCAUUAUCUAUUUUAAAUGAAUGCAAUAAAGCUCCAUCCACAUACAAUUUUGGUGUGAAAUUGCCAAAGAAAAUUGUAUUUACUGCAAAGCAAAACAUUGUUGUAAUGACAGAAAUGGGUGAAAUUAUUUAUUAUGACGUAAGCAGUAAUACCAAAAGUGAAUUUAAAUUGCACCAUGAGACAAAAUAUAAGCUAUUGAGUCUUUCUGCAUGCAAGCAACUUAUUGCUGUUGUAGAUAUGUGCGGUAAAUUUGAUAUUUUCUUUGAAGAUUGCAAAGAGAGUUAUUUAGGAAAUAUUGUAGAUACCCAACUUCAUAUUUGUAAAGUUAUGUCCAUGCACUGGACAGGUAAUAGACACAUAGUAUUGUGCACAGACAUGGGGGAAAUAACAGUGCUAACAGCUGGUUGCAUGGAGGUACACAUAUUUGCCAAAUUUAGCUUACCUUAUUGCAAAGAGCGCUGGUUAACAGCAGUCGCUAUAAAUGGCGACAAAAUAAUCGCUGGUGACAGAUGUGGAAAUCUACACGUAUUUGUCAGAGGCCAAUCGCAGCCCAUUAAAACUUUUAAAAAUAUCCACGGAAGGUAUGGCCCUACAUCGAUUUAUUUUAAAAAUAAAAAUUCAAUUAUAACAACUGAUAGAAGAGGUACUUUGAAGUAUUUCUCAUUAUAUGAACAUCAAAGUAGCAGGGAUUUAGAUUUCCAGUGGAUUGAAAAGUUUGUUGAUAAAAAUUAUAAUUAUGUUUGUGGCUUCCAAGAAAGAAUAUUUGUAGUCUUUGACAUUGUUAACAAUAGAAGAAUUUUAGAAGUCCAGUGUGGGGGUGGUCAUCGAUCCUGGGAUGUCGUUCAUUUCAUACAGAAAAGAGGAGAUCAUUUUAAUGAAUGUAUCACUUUUAUGUACAUCAAAGAGGGAAAUAUAUAUUCUCAAACGUAUCAGUUAAACAAAAUUGCACCAAAAAUAAUAAUUAAUGGAACACAUUCGAAAGAAGUUAACUGUUUAAAAUCAUACAAAUGUUCUUUGGCUACAUCUCUGACAUAUUUUAUAUCUGGUGGAGAAGACACGACCCUGCGCAUUACGAGUUUAAACCCACAGAACACUCUCAAAGAUGAACUUGUAUUUAGGCACUUGUCUAGCGUAAGAACUUUAAAAUUUGUAGAAUUAAAUGACCAUUCUUUACUAUUAGUCUCUGCAGGUGGCAGAGCACAAAUAUGUAUUAAAAAGAUAACAUUUCAGAAAUGUGAUGAUGUAAUGGACAUUUUUGCACAAGAACUACUAAAUUAUAUGAUUAAAGGGACGGAUCGCGAUCGAAUUGAGAGUAAACGAAAAGGCCUUUUAAAUGAUUUUGAUCCUGAAACGAGAGUCAUGGAUUUGGAAAUUUCAAGCUUAGAUAAUGAAGAAUUCUUCAUAUACGCGGGUUGUUCAGAUGGAAAAUUGAGAGUGUACAAGUACAAGCUUAGUGGUAAUAUCCUGGAUUUCGUUGAGUAUGAUCAAGUAGGAUUUUGCAUAUUGAGGACGAAAAUGUUGGAUAUGGCCACAGAAAAACUUUUGAUAAAUUGUACAACGAACAAUUUAAAGAUCGCCAAUAUUUCCAAUAAAGGUUAUGUUAAUUUAAAUUGUCAUAAAUCAGGAAUAAACAGUUUGGCUAUUAAAGUAAUUUCUGAUAGUACAUUUCUGAUGGCAACCGGUGGGGAUGAUAAUGCAGUAUCGUUGAGAAAAGUCAGCUUUGGACAUUCUCAGGAAGAUGAAUCGUGGAUUAGUAAUGCAAGCCACUGCUCGCAAGUGACUGGGGUUAUUUUAAUAGAUAAUCUGCUGGUGUCCGCUUCUAUUGACCAAAGGGUGACAGUGUUUGAGUGGACACUUGACGGUGGACUCCAGUGUGAGUUCAAGCUGCAAGUUUUUACCGAUAUUGCGGAUGUCCAGGGCAUUGAGCUUUUGUCAAGUCACAAGAACUCCCUAACAGUGUGUGUAUUUGGCAAGGGAAUGGAAGUGAUGUCGAUACCGCGCCCUUCACUCAAAUAA